UCCUCAGUAGCUCAGCGGUAGAGCGGUCGGCUGUUAACCGAUUGGUCGUAGGUUCGAAUCCUACUUGGGGAG
Oldenlandia corymbosa var. corymbosa is the source of this 72-nucleotide messenger RNA. Lineage: Eukaryota; Viridiplantae; Streptophyta; Magnoliopsida; Gentianales; Rubiaceae. The record is from the annotation of a GenBank genome assembly.